AUGAAAUAUUUCUGGUUUCUCAUUCUGGUAUGCAAUAUAAUAAGUUCAAGCCACGCCCAGCAGUAUUAUGAUCCAUCAGAUUGUCCUUCGAAUAAAACCAUUCCUGGUUCAAGAUAUACUUGCAAUUCAUUCCAAGAUUCUUCAUGCAAAACUUUCUUAGUCUACAGAGCCAAUCAACAUUUUCAGACCAUCUCAAGAAUCUCAGAGCUCUUUAAUGUCGAUUCGGACGUGCUGCUUCACUUGAACAACCUCACAUCUCCUUCUGAGCUACUCCAACCAGCAGCCAGAGAAGUUCUUGUCCCCAUUGUCUGUUCUUGCUCAGGCCAAUAUUUUCAGGCUAAUUUCAGCUACACCAUCUCCGAUACCACGUCGAUGUCGGAGAUUGCCUGCGGGGUUUUCGAAGGCCUAGUGAAGUUGCCAACUCUAGCUGAGGAAAACCCGUCUGCAGAAAGCAAUUACGCCAAAGUUGGUUCCAAGCUUCGCGUGCCGCUGAAAUGUGCCUGCCCGGAUAAUUCCACUGCUAGUAGAGGAAUAAAGUAUCUUGUGACAUACCCUUUUGUGGAAGACGACGAAACCGCGGUUCUCAGUGAGAAAUUUGUCAUAUCUACCGAAGAUUUAUUGGCAGUUAAUCAUUUAGAACCCCCCAAGCCUACUGUUUAUCCAAACACAACUGUCUUGGUUCCCUUGAGAGCCGAACCAAUCAUAAUCUUAAAUAUUCCUAGUUCUACACCUCCACCUUCUGCUUUUCUUCCCACCAUCACUGUAGAAAAGCCAAUGAAAAACAAAAAACCAAGGAAUUUUUAUGUAGCAGGAUCUGUUAUUGGGUUCUCUCUUGUUCUUGUAGCAGUAAUAGCGUGUAUUUUGUAUAUAAAAGCCUUAAAGAAAUGGAAGAGCAAGAAAUACCAAUCCUUCAAUGGUGGAAGCUCUCCAAUCCCUUCACCUACCAGAAGUUCUCCAAAGUCCCCCGCAACGGGUAGAAGCUCCAUCUGUUUAUCUCCCGACCUUCUUGUUGGGAUAAAAUUCUCAUUGUUCAACUAUCGCAUGGAAGAGAUAAAGAGAGCAACGAGGGAUUUCUCCGAGGAGAACAAGGUGGGUUCUCAAGUCUACAAGGGUGUGAUGAUGGAUAAUGUCAAAGUGAUGAUCAAGCAGAUGAGAUUCGAAGACACUCGUCGGAUCAUCGACAUGCACUCGAAAAUCAACCACAUCAAUAUUGUCAAGUUGCUUGGUGUUUGUUAUGGGGAAGAUGACUGUUCCUGGUCUUACUUGGUGUUCGAGUACCCGGGAAAUGGCUGCCUGAGGGACUGCUUAUCCAAUCCCUCAAGUCCUCUUAAGUGGUAUCAGAGGGCGCAGAUUGCUUUCGACAUCGCGACGGGCCUUCACUACUUGAAUUGUUGCACUUUUCCUUCCUAUGCUCACAGGAAUUUGCACAGCGGAAACAUUUCCGUGACGGCAAAUUUCAGGGCAAAAUUGGGAGAAAUUGGAGCCUUCCCACUUAAUUGUUCUUCAAAGAGAAUUUGUUACAAUGAUAAUCAAAACGUUACAGGAUGGGAUACAAGCUCAAUGACUCAUGAGAAAAUUGAUGUUUUCGCAUUCGGGAUUGUCCUGCUUGAGCUAAUCUCAGCUAGAGAGGACAAUAUGGAGGGAAAAUCAUUCAAAGAAUCCAUUAGAUUCUUGGGUGGGGAAGCUAGUGAAGGUGGGUGUUUGGAGCAGCUGAGGAGUUUUAUGGAUCCAUCUUUGAAGGACUAUUCUUUAGCUGGGGCUUUAUGUUUAGUUGUUCUAGCCAAGGCUUGCUUGGAAGAUGACCCUCUUCAUAGACCUUCUAUGGAUGAUAUCAUAAAAGUCCUUGCCAGAGUUGUAUGA
Morus notabilis is the source of this 1860-nucleotide messenger RNA. RefSeq names its product lysM domain receptor-like kinase 4. The transcript has a single exon. Gene Ontology annotation, biological process: protein phosphorylation. NCBI's taxonomy places the organism in Eukaryota, Viridiplantae, Streptophyta, Magnoliopsida, Rosales, Moraceae. Gene Ontology annotation, molecular function: protein kinase activity; ATP binding. The record is from RefSeq and is a predicted model, not a curated record. The coding region runs from base 1 to 1860 and encodes 619 amino acids.